Messenger RNA from Fonsecaea multimorphosa CBS 102226, 1212 nucleotides. RefSeq lists its product as uncharacterized. The record is from RefSeq and is a predicted model, not a curated record. Lineage: Eukaryota; Fungi; Ascomycota; Eurotiomycetes; Chaetothyriales; Herpotrichiellaceae. Bases 1 to 1212 code for a protein of 403 amino acids. The transcript has 4 exons. Gene Ontology annotation, biological process: carbohydrate metabolic process.
AUGUCCGUCGGAUCAAAUAACCCUAUGCCGUCGAAACCUUACUCCAGAUGGAUGGUUGAAAGCGUCAUUUGCAGAAAGCAGGGCAUUGUAUCCACCGAGAACAAUGAGUCGGGCAUCUGGCUAGAGGUCGGCUUCUUUCAGAUCGCCUUGCUCAGGGUCUUAAACCAAGGCGGUCUAGAUGUAUGCCGGGCCCUCAGUACACCGCUGGAACUCCCAAAUUUCCAAGAACUUGCGUACGACCAUCUUGAGAGGGGUUCAGCCAGCGUUGUUUCUUCUUUACUUGAUCCGGCGAAUGAUGCGAGACUACCCUUGGAUCGGUUCACCCUUGAGGAUGGUUGGUGGGCCAUCAAGCAGUGUGCGAAAUACCGCCUUUCAGGCAACUCGUUGUUUGUGGAUGCAUUGUCCGCGCUCUGGAAGUCGAUACCGAUGCAAAGUCGAAACCAGCUUGGGGGCUACUGGUUUUUCCACUACCCAAAUUGGAGCUACCUCGACGGGAUGUACAUGAUUGUCCCUUUCCAAAUCAAAUACGCCAGAGCCAUCACUCCCGCUGACACCGAUACAACAAACGCAGACAUUCUUUACCAACUGAAUCUACUGUGGUCCCAUUGUUACGACUCACGGACCGGUCUUCUGACUCACGGUUAUGAUGCAACAAAGACAGCCACAUGGGCUGAUCAGACUUCCGGUCGCAGUCCAGUUGUCUGGGGAAGGGCCCUGGGAUGGUACUCCAUGGCGCUCGUGGAUGCGCUAGAAACGAUCUCACUUGACCACGAGUCAUCGGAGUGGCUUUCUUUGCUUCAACGCUUUCAAGACUUGAUGGAUUCGGUUGUAAAGCACAUUGAUCCAGAUUCUGGGUGCUGGUGUCAGGUUGUGAGUGACCCCGGGAGGGAGGGAAACUACGUUGAGUCCAGCUGUUCGGCCAUGUUCGUCUAUUGCCUUCUUAAAGGUGUCAGGCUUGGGCUGUUCAAGAGUAAGGACAUCGGGCCAAGUGGAAAUACCUACGCUGGGCUCGCAAGAAGAGCCUACACGUAUAUUGUCGACAACUUUGUGAUUCGAAACGACGACGGGUCCUUGAGCUAUGACGGAACAGUUGCAGUGUGCAGCUUGAACUCGGCGGCUAAUUAUGAGUAUUACAUCAACCAACCAAAAAGGUAUGAUAGUGUUCUCGGAACAGCAGCUUUCAUCCUCGCGAGUGUCGAGGCAGAGAACUAG